GCGCGUUACCUCGCGCUCGCGCGCGGCGCUCCAUCAGCUGAUUUUUGCGUCCGGUUCGGCGAGUCAUGCUUUUUCUUCCGGUCCGAUGCAGACCGCCGUUUCAGUAGCUGCGGGAUCGACGGUGAAGAUGGUAGAUGAAGCUGGUGACAGGGAUGAAUCCUCUAAUGUUGCCAUUAUCCGGGAAGUGUACGACAGUGAAAAUGCUCACGAGACAUUUGAAUACGAGCUAGAGCGGGCGCUAGAGUCGGAAUGCAGUUUAAUAGUUAUCGAACCGUCGAAAUUAGGUGAUGAAACCUCCAGAUGGAUAGCGGUGGGGAAUUGUCUUCAUAAAACUGCCGCCUUGUCGGGUCUUGCCGCGAUUGUCACAGGACUAGUCUGGGGCGAUCGGCCGUACAUCUGUGGUCCAUUAGGUUUUACAUCGGUUAUUACCUGUGGAUUAUAUACAGUCUCCUGGCAAUUUGAUCCCUGCUGCCAGUACCAAGUGGAGACUGACACCAGCAAAUUACCGCACGUUGAGCUAUUGGCUGUUCUAGGUCCGUCGUCCCCGACGUUUCUCGUAAGGAAAGAUGAUAAGAGGAGACGAAUUCUUCACACGACUAUUACACUGGCGGCCCUCGGUAUUACCGCCUGGAGAGUGUACCAGGCGUUCAAGUGAAAAAAAAAAAAAUGUUAUUACUGGCACCGGUUUUGAGACUUAAGCCAGAAUGAGAUAAUAAGGUAGGCCACAUGAUGUCUCGAGUUUCAUAGUAGUAGGCCUACGAGAAUUCCUUGGCUGAAAGGAAAACGCUGCGAAACUCUCGUGUUUAUUCUCCGUGCCGUGCGGUAUAUUAUGACACAAAGUAUUCUCUCAUUUUCACGACCGACUUGAUAACACACUUUUUGAUACUACCUCGCAGGUGAAUGCUGCUUAUGUGAUGAACUAAAUCACAUAAAUACACAAAGUAAAGAGCCGGGUUUUAUCUGCGCUUUUGCAUUGGCAUGUAAUUUGAGAGAAUUCGUUAUUCUUUGUGAUCUUCGUCUUGGCUAAAUUUUCAAAAGUAACUAGUUGCAAAGCUGGAAAGACCAUUAUAUAUAUAUACAUGCAGUCCCUAUAAUGAAGAAAAAAAAAGAAAUAUUGACAUAAGUGUUCUUAGAAUGAUUAAAUUUAUAAUAGUACAUAUGGAUUUAGCAUUAUGUAUUUUUAGACUGUAAAUAAAAUAGGUAGAGAGAGAAUACAAUACGUAUGAUACGUCAAAGGGUAUAUUGCCUAGAUUUUCUCACCCAACAAAACAAUCUAUGUUGAAUUAGUAUGAUAUCAGAAAGAUAUGUUGACCAUAAAAAAAACUCAAUGUAAUUUUAGAUUUUAUUAUUUUAUUAAUCAUGAUAAAUGUAGCGUAAGAUACUUUUUUUUCUUUUCAUCACAAAUCGUACGUACGAAACUCAUUCGCGUCAGUCCUGUCAAAAGUUGGCGUCGCAAACAUUCCUAUAAAUGUUUUUUAAACGAUAACAAAAAUUAAAAUUCUGUACAUUACAUUACGUGAACGCCCGUCACGCGUGAUAUAAAAUUAUUAUGGUCGAAUGGAAUGGUUCUCUGGUUUGUAUGUACAUCGAUACAGGGGCUCAAAAGGUGACACAGUGUACAUAAUUCUGAACAUUGCUGUAGAAAUUACAAAUCAAUCCUAGGACGAUAACAGAUAUACUUUAUAUAUUAUAUUUUAAAAUAUCAUCGUUAUAUAUCGUUAUGUAAUGAGUAUAGCACAAAAUUUAAGAAACGAGAACUGUGAGAUCAAUCAUCUGGAAAUCCAUGCAUUUGGAUUUCGAAAGAAUUCUAUUUUGUACACGAAGCGCAGGAAUUUGCUGAAUGUAUUUUUAUUAAAGACUUGUUUCUCCAAGCAUAUUACAUUAAUGAAUUAACAAAUACUAAAAAAGAAAGUCCACUGCACAGAACAGAAGCUAACUAUUGUUAGCGGAAGAUUAUAUUGUAGCAAAAAAAUACAGUCAAGUUUUAUUCGAAGUACGUUAAA
Messenger RNA from Wasmannia auropunctata (little fire ant), 2003 nucleotides. RefSeq names its product transmembrane protein 11 homolog, mitochondrial (gene Pmi). Gene Ontology annotation, biological process: inner mitochondrial membrane organization. The record is from RefSeq and is a predicted model, not a curated record. Gene Ontology annotation, cellular component: mitochondrial inner membrane. The transcript has 3 exons. NCBI's taxonomy places the organism in Eukaryota, Metazoa, Arthropoda, Insecta, Hymenoptera, Formicidae. The coding region runs from base 86 to 655 and encodes 189 amino acids.